AUGGAUCGAUCUGGAUCACCAACGUACCGCGAGCGCCGGGGACCGCAUAUAUAUGUCCAUCUGGAGGUUGGCAUAUCAUGGACUUCAAAGAAACAACCGAAGAGCCAUGAAGUGACAUAUGGGUCAAGAGGAUCAAAGGCCGUGCGCGAGAAGGCGGUCCAUGAGAAAGAGCAAUGUCCGGGCCCCAAGCUUCCCCGUCAAAUGUCAGCCCCAGAUCCCACCUACCUAGCCGCCAUCCACGAUUUCGAGCAGAGGCAAUCAAGGACUCGAGAAAACCGGAAAGCUGCUCGUCCAGCCCCAAGUCCAGCUCCACAGUUCGAUGUCUCGAUACCGGACGGUCGUCUUAAUCCCUAUCACCAAAUGCAGGAAUACUAUCAAGUGGCCGGAUAUUAUGGGUCACCUCAACACGCAACGUCAUCCUGGACACAGCGACGACGAUCCCGGUCUGGGUCGAAAUCUGCCGGGGAGAGGGGUCAAUCGGCACCACCACCCACUGGUGAUAACCCGUGGGAUGUAGGAUUGGUGGGGGAUCAAGCGGCCGGAGCAUCGAACUCAAGACCAGACCUGUCUCCGCGUCCUCCAUCGGAUGUCUGGAAAGCCCUACCAGCGGCUCCAAACCAGUUUCGUCUCGGAGAGGCCGGCAUGCCAUGGUCAUCACCAAUGGUAUUUGACACGGGGGCGGGUUCAAAUGAUGAUGUGUCCGACCUACCAUCGGCCCAUCAUCGUCAAGACAGCGUACCGACUUUCCAUCCAGAUGAUGAAGCGUCCAUCUACGAAGCGAGCCCUGUCACAGGUGUCUCUGUUUUCUCGCCUGGGCUGAGUAAAUCACAUACUCGCGGAGACUCCGAACCAGCUAGUGUACGAGACCUGGAGGACCUAUCAGCAGCAAUGGUGACGGUGGAUAACGGGUUCGAAAACCAGUGGUGGAAUCAAGGGCAGCGCCGAAGCAUGGUCCCUCCAGCUCCGAUCGAAGAACCACCAGCCCUCAACAGAAGGAUCUCGGUACGGUCACUCGGCUGGGCAGUAGCAAACAACAAUCAGCCACCACAAGAGGAAAUACCGAGUAUGCCCAGCAUCGCUGCAUCCGACAUUGUUUCGCCCCUGUCCGAGUACUCGAUACCAGCCUUCGGUCCACCAACGACUCACCAUACUCUCCACCGUUCGAUAUCAAUGAGGUCUGCGGAUGAGAUGUGGUUGACUACCAGGCAGUUCUGA
This is a messenger RNA of Sordaria macrospora k-hell, 1215 nucleotides long. RefSeq lists its product as uncharacterized. NCBI's taxonomy places the organism in Eukaryota, Fungi, Ascomycota, Sordariomycetes, Sordariales, Sordariaceae. The record is from RefSeq and is a predicted model, not a curated record.